This is a messenger RNA of Limulus polyphemus (Atlantic horseshoe crab), 1600 nucleotides long. RefSeq lists its product as uncharacterized. Bases 1 to 486 code for a protein of 161 amino acids. NCBI's taxonomy places the organism in Eukaryota, Metazoa, Arthropoda, Merostomata, Xiphosura, Limulidae. The record is from RefSeq and is a predicted model, not a curated record. The transcript has 3 exons. Gene Ontology annotation, cellular component: membrane.
AUGGCACGUUCUGUAAUUGGACUGUACAUUUCGGGAUUUUUCUGUAUUUUUCUGUCAUUUUUUACUGGAGUGGCUGGUUGCUGGAAACGUUCCUAUGGAAACGUCGUAGCCACUGGUCUUUUGGAACUAUUUACAUCUCUCCUCGUUGCAGCUGCUAUGGGCCUGUGGCAUGGAGUACAUCACUACGACUACCAAAAACUGAAAGACCACAUGGCUUAUUUCGGUUGGCCAGAAGUUUUGAAACAGCCAGGAGGAAGUGACUUUUACUAUGGUUGGUCUUACCUACUGUCGUGGAUCGGUGUGGGUUUGAAUCUCAUUGCCGCCAUUUUGUUGUUAUGUGGUGCCCAUUGCUUACGUCAUGAAAAGAAGAAGGAAAAAACUAAGUACAUGCACUAUCUGAUGCCAGUAUACCCCGAGAAAAGACAGCUGUAUGGCUACGGAUAUGGCUAUCCUGGUCCUUAUUACCAGUAUGGAUAUGGCUAUUAAUCAUAACACAAUAGCUACAGAAUUUAUCGCAAGUUCUUCCAGGUCUGAUCACAGCGUCAUCUGGAAGCUCGAGAUUGAUUUAUAGUGCACGUGCUGUAACGAAUGAAACUGCGAGAAAUAUACCAUUGAAAAUGUACUUUAUAAUUCUGAACGAAGUUUAAAAUGUGACUGUCAGAACUGUGAAUGAAAUCUAAAAAUGUAAUUGGCAGAAUUUUCCAAGAAAUUUAAAAAUGUAACUGUCAGAGAAAUUUAGUAACCAAUACUGUGAAAGACAUCUUGGAAUGUAACAACAACGAGGGCUACGAAAGAGGUGUUAAAAAUAUUUGUCUGUACUAUUAACGAAGUUUAAAAUGUGUUUGCAUAAUUGUGGAAGGAUUUUUAAAUUGAAAUUUUCAGAAUAUUCGGAUAAAAAACAAGACUGUAGCUAUAGGAACCGAGAAAAAAAUUUAAGUAAAUUUUCAGAUCCGUGGAAAGUCAAAAAUGUAACUAAGUGUCAGAUAAACGGAUAAACUACCUGAUUAUUUUACAUUUGUAAUUUAAUUUGUUUCAAAGUGAGAAGAUUUUAUAUUAACAUUUCAUGAGCCUCCAGUGGCACAGCGGUAUGUCUGCGGACUUACAACGCUAGAGACCGGGUUUCGAUACCCGUGGUGGGCAGAGCACAGCUAGCCCAUUGUGUAGCUUUCUGCCUAACUUCAAACAAACAUUUCAUGAAACCAACGGAGUAGUUAUAAAUUAAUGUACAUACGAGUGCCACAACACUGUCGAAUGUAAUAUUUUAUAGAAGUAGCAGGCUAAUUACUAAAGCAAACUCAUUUGAUUUUCAAGACAUCAAAGAACUUUUCUUAGAACGUUGAAGUAAACUAUUACAUUGCUGUAUGAAGUAUUUUCUAAUAUUUAUGGGGUUACUAACAAGUUCUUAUUUACGACGUGAUAUACUGUGAACAAGAAUAUCACUAAAAAUACUGAGAAUAGAAGUAAAGGAUAUUUUAGAAAUAAAUAUACUGAAUCUGUAUAUAUAUACAUUUCAUUAUUUACUUUUGAUAUAUGUGUUUUACUUGGAAGUAGCAGAUCCAAUGAUCAGUCUUUCUAUAAUCUUUGUUUGACGUUUCAGAUG